CGAUGGUCGGACCGGACGGUAUGGUGGAAUCAUUUGUUUCAACUGGGCCCCUUCUGUAUUCACUGAUGAUUUGUCGGCGGCCCAGAGGGUGAUAGUUCCAUUGUCAGAUCCACCUGCUAUGACCCCACACGCGUUAACCCUUUCCUGACCAUGGGCCGACCAGGCCAGCUUGUGAAACCUAGGGGUAUAAAAAUUGCAUACAAUGUACGGAUGAA
Molecule: messenger RNA, 215 nt
Organism: Geodia barretti
Lineage: Eukaryota; Metazoa; Porifera; Demospongiae; Tetractinellida; Geodiidae
Source: the annotation of a GenBank genome assembly